Messenger RNA from Trichomonas vaginalis G3, 405 nucleotides. Its product is annotated as regulation of centriole replication. Gene Ontology annotation, molecular function: protein kinase activity; ATP binding. Lineage: Eukaryota; Parabasalia; Trichomonadida; Trichomonadidae. Gene Ontology annotation, biological process: protein phosphorylation. Bases 1 to 405 code for a protein of 134 amino acids. The record is from RefSeq and is a predicted model, not a curated record. The transcript has a single exon.
AUGAAUUAUAGAGAAAGUGAGUUCUUCUUAAAGAAAGGUUUCGUCGUCGAGCGUGUCAUUGCUCGUGGUGGAAACAGUGUUGUAUAUUGUGUUUACUCUAAUCGUGAGCAAACAAGAUAUGCAUUGAAAAAGUUUCCUUUGAUGAACUUUUCUGAUAGUGAUCUUGAUCAUCUUGCAUCCAUUAACAAUGAACAUAUUGUCAGAAUCUAUCAACAUUAUAGCUUCGAAGGGAAUGUAUACAUUUUAACAGAGUACUGCCCUAGUAAUUUAGAAAAGUUUAUCAAGAGCAAGGAAGAAAUAUCAAACGACUUACUCAGAAAAUAUAUUAAUGAGGUCGUUUUGCUGUCAAGACUUGCCACGAUAAUCAAAUAUCAAUCGGAGAUUUUACUCUUAGUAAUUUUUUGA